Messenger RNA from Adineta ricciae, 462 nucleotides. The record is from the annotation of a GenBank genome assembly. Lineage: Eukaryota; Metazoa; Rotifera; Eurotatoria; Adinetida; Adinetidae.
AUGGAGUCCAUCGAUCGUGGUUCGGUCAAGGAUGUUGACCAACAACAAUUCACAACUGCUUUUGCCGAAUUUCUCAAAAAAACUGGCAAACUCGCUUUACCAGAUGGCAAUUGGGUCGAUAUCAUCAAACUAGGUAUUCACAAGCAAAUGGCUCCAGUCGAUCCUGAUUGGUAUUACACACGUUGUGCAUCCAUUGCCCGUUUCCUUUACUUACGUCGAACAGGUGUUGGUGCUUUUACACGUGUCUACGGUGGUAAAAAAAACAACGGUGUACGUCCAUCACAUUUUCAACGUGGUUCACGCAGUGUUGUUCGCAAAUGUUUACAAUCACUUGAAAAAGCUAAGCUCGUGGAAAAACAUGCUUCAGGUGGUCGUGUGCUUUCCCAAUUAGGACGACGAAACAUGGACACCAUUGCUAAGCAAGUUGCUGAAAAACUUGCCCGACAACAACAACAAUUCUAA